Strongylus vulgaris is the source of this 522-nucleotide messenger RNA. Lineage: Eukaryota; Metazoa; Nematoda; Chromadorea; Rhabditida; Strongylidae. The record is from the annotation of a GenBank genome assembly.
AUGGUUCAAAAUCUAAAAUAUCAAUACUAUCUGGAUAGACUCACACCACAAACGGCUGUUCGAUGGGUGAUCGCUGUGAUAGCAAUCUUGACUUUUUGUGCUAGAAUCCUCUACCUCCAAGGCUUUUAUAUUGUUGCGUAUGCUGUUGGGAUUUACUACCUAAAUCUCCUUCUUCUCUUCCUCACUCCAUCAAUUGAUCCUGCUCUUGAAGAUGAUGAUGAUGGACCUGUGCUCCCUUCAAAGACUAACGACGAGUUUCGCCCUUUCAUGCGUCGACUGCCGGAAUUUAAAUGCUGGCAUUCUGCUAUGAAGGCUACUAUCAUUGCGAUUAUUUGCACAUUUUUCGAAUUUUUCAAUGUGCCAGUGUUUUGGCCCAUUCUCGUUAUGUACUUCAUCAUUCUCUUCUUCUUGACAAUGAAACGACAAAUCAUGCACAUGAUCAAGUACAAGUACAUCCCUUUCACGGUUGGAAAACCUCGAAUGGCCGGUAAAGAAGACACCGGCAAGGUUGUCGUGGGAUAG